This is a messenger RNA of Colletotrichum spaethianum, 4212 nucleotides long. RefSeq names its product exocyst complex component 1. Gene Ontology annotation, biological process: exocytosis; Golgi to plasma membrane transport. Gene Ontology annotation, molecular function: phosphatidylinositol-4,5-bisphosphate binding. Lineage: Eukaryota; Fungi; Ascomycota; Sordariomycetes; Glomerellales; Glomerellaceae. Gene Ontology annotation, cellular component: plasma membrane; exocyst. The coding region runs from base 1 to 4212 and encodes 1403 amino acids. The record is from RefSeq and is a predicted model, not a curated record. The transcript has 4 exons.
AUGGACAGCAGGGCCCAGCGAUUCGAGGAUGAGAAGCGGCGCAUCAUUGAGAGUUGCUUCAACAAGAAGGAUGUGGACGGAUCGCUGCUCGAGACAUACAUCACCCACAUCCGAAUCACAGAGUACUCGUCUCAUCCGACCUCCCCUCCGCCGCCUCAAGCACGAACUCCUGAAUCCCAGAAACCCCGUGUCAUUGUCGUUGCUGUAAGAAAAAGUGGCCGAGUGCGUAUGCACAAGACGAAGGAGAAUGCCAACGGAACCUUCUCAAUUGGCAAAACAUGGAACCUCGACGACCUCACUGCCAUCGAGUCCUUCACAGGGCCGGGGGCCAACCCGACCUUCCGCGAAUGGGCUGGAGAUACCGGCUUCGUCGUUACCAUCGGCAAGCCCUAUUUCUGGAACGCACAAUCGGACAAGGAAAAGAAGUUCUUCAUUGCCAGCUUGGUCAAGAUCUAUGGCAAAUACACGGGGGGCAAGAUCCCCGAGCUGGCGGGUUUCGACCAGUCCGAAAUGGCCCAGAUCCUGAGGAACGAACGACGACCGCCACCGCCGGGUCAGCCUCCCUUCAGACCGUCCCCCGCUCCAGAUGCUGCUCCUAGUCAACCGAGCCUGAUCGUGAACCCACCCUCCAACUACGCCACACCCUCUCCAGGCCCGCCCGGCCCGCGCCGGCCGCCGGCUCUCAACAAUGGAAUGACUUCCAACUCUCCCGUUGGGAGCAUGACCUCGUCAUUUUCGCAAGACCCCCCCACGCUGAGGCGUUACGGAAACAAAAGCCAGGAAUCGUUUGCCCCAUCCCUAGGAGCCAGGAGCGACGAUGCGGGCAGCUUGCCGCCCCGUUCGAGAAACGGUAUGCCUGGGCCAGGGGCAUUGGGCAGGUUUGCUGAGCCGCCGCCCGAGCCUGUCCCGGGACCGCCGCCACCAAUCUCGGAAGAGGGGGGUCGCCCGCCAGAAAGAAAGAGACCGCCGAUGGACCCAGCACGACCGCAGGGCUUCGCCGACAGAGACUUGGUUCCCGCGCCGUUAAUUAGCCCAGGGAUGCGACGAGAUCAGGUUGCUCCUCCACCGAGAAGCACCGCCAGGAAGAACUCAAUAUCACAGCGGUCAGAUGCUGGUUCUUACAGAGACAAUAGGCCUGUCACUCCCCUCACUCCCGUCGACCCGGGGACAGCAGAUGUCCCUCUCGCGCUCCGAACGCCGACGCGAAAUGGGGCUGCACCUACGAGGCCAACUCCUGCAAUCGCCUCACCGUCACCCGAGAUCCCGGUGCCCCCUGCGCCUGUUUCUCCCGUAGCCCCAAGCCCGCCUCCAGCUCCAUCCCCGGCGCCUGUGCCUACGGUCGAAGAGCCUGUUCCCGAGGAGCCUGCAGCUCCCGAAUCCCCGUCUGUGCCUGAACCGCCUGCUGAGCCAGAUGAGAGUCGGCCAGGUCUGGGCCCGAUGAUCAAGUCCAAGAAGUCCAAGGGAGACCUCGCCGGCGUGCUUUGGAAGGCCGCAUCUGCUGCCUCGGCCUUCAGGCCCCGGCCCGGUGGUGCUGGCGAAAGACUACGACAACUUGCCACGAAAAGCACUGAGCCAGCCGAAGGAAUCACAACCGUCUUUCAACCCCCGCCCAGACCAGUCUCCUCUGACGGUGCCAAGCUGGCAUCUCCCGAGGCAGUUGCCGAGAAACCUAUUGCACGCGCAGCAUCAGCAGCCCCCGCAGAGCCUUCCAAGCGUACAUCCGGUUUGCCUGAGGUGAAGGUCACCGUUCCUAACUCUAGCCGUCCAACGAGCUUGCAAUCAUCGAUGAACGAACCCAAGAAGCCCGAGGAGCCUAUAGCUAAAGAGGAAGACCGCAGGUCGAUUGUUGUGGGCAACGACGCCAAAUAUCUUGCAUCUCUAGGCAUUGAUCCCACUGUUUUGGACAACAAGAGCGGGGAAUUCACAAAGUGGCUGGAUUACUUCGGCUGGGUACCCGGCGAGCAGAUGAGAUCUCGCAAUGUCGAUGAUUUGAGGACAGAUCUCGAAAGAGAGCUUAACAAGGCUCAAGCUGGGGGCUGGCUGGCCCGAUUCCAAGAAGAAGAUGACCGAGUUGAGGCCAUCAAGCGUGGCAUCGACCUGGCAGUCGCUGAGUGUGAAGAGAUGGAGAACUUGUUGACACUUUACAGUGUUGAACUCUCGACGCUUUCUGAUGAUAUUGCCUACAUUGAAGCUCAAGGCCAAGGUCUUCAAGUUCAGACUGCCAACCAGAAACUCCUCAAAAAAGAGCUGGAGUCUCUCUUGGAGACGACGACCAUUACUACGGCUGAUCUCAACGCUUUGAAAGUCGCCCCGCUUGAGGACCCUGCAGGCCUUGAAGAUAUCGAGAUGUCCCUAGUCACACUGUACAAGGCCAUGAUCAAGAUCGACCCGUCACUAUUAGGAGGUGAGCCCAGGAAGAGCGAAGAUCUUGUUGGAGAAGGGGACCAAGCUGUUGGACUUGAGAACACCGACUACGGCAAGAUGAGAAUCGUCCAAGAAAAGAAAGAGAUGUAUCGUCAAGAAAGCGCCGCCUUCUCGCGACGGUUGGUCGGAUACAUGGCACAGCAGUUCGACGUUGCCUACAACGAGGUAAACAGAGCGCUGCGCGAGGCUCUGUCGAGAAAGGUAGACUCCCGCCACCACGAUGUUGGUCGCGACAUGCUUUGGAAGUACAGUCCUUUGAUCAAGUACGCCAAGGAUGUUGAUCCGGCCAACUGGGAUCGCAUGAUCCAGGUCUACCAAGACAAGAGCCAUCCCGUAUACAAGAACGAGUUCCGUCAGGUCUUGGAGGCGUGGAAGCGCAACGCACGCAAGAUGACUGCCGAUGAGACAUCCGAGCUCCUGUUUACGUUCGAAGUCGAAAAGCAACAGGAAGGCAAAGCGACCACUGUCAGGAAGCUCACCGUCAAGCGUAGUCAAACACUGGCCAAGAGUCUGCGUUCGCCCAUCGACACUGGCAGCAGAACGAAUCUCAAAGAGUCGGGGGCCGAGAACCGUAGCCUCCCGUACGAGGUAUUUGGUCAUGUAUUGGAUGACCUUUUGCCAUUGGUCGAGAUGGAGCAAAACUUUAUUGUCGACUUCUUCCAUGCCACGACGAUGGAGCAGUCAGACUUCCCUGACUUGGUCGCUGCGAGCAGACCGAAAGACCGAAGAGGUGGUGACCUACGUCGCCAUCGUCUAAUGGAGCCAGACCGCGAUCUCGCUCGGAGAGUCACCAAAGCAAUGGAAGUGAUAUUCAUUUUCCUCGAGACGGAAAUCGCAAAGCUCAUCGAAUGGGUCAUACAGGCCGAUUCUUUGCAAGGGGCAGGCGUCCUGGCUGUUCUUGAGCGGAAUCUUGUGGACAUCCAACAAUCCAACCAAGAGUUCCUCAACGCUCUGCUUCAGAAGCUCCACGGCGUCCUAGAGUCCCGCUUUAAGAAAUUCGUCGACGAGCAAAUCCGCGCCAUCGAGGAGACUAAGGUUAAGAUCAAUAAGCGCAAGGGCGUUAUUUCGUUCAUUCGCGUCUUCCCUCAGUUCUCCAAUGCCGUCGAAAAUAUUCUUACGGGCAUCGACCCGAACCUGGCUGUACGAAAGACGGUCGAUCGCGAAUACGACCGCAUUCUCAAGUCUAUGUUCGACUCGCUCAAGAUCAUCGCCCGCGAGAACCCGGCUGUCAGCGUCGGCGCAGCGGGCGCGGACCCGGAAGACAAGGAGGCGCUCAACUUCCAUAUCCUCCUCAUCGAGAACAUGAACCAUUUCCUAGAGGAGGUCAACACGCAUGGCCUCGAUGUCCUCGAAGACUGGCGCGAGGCCGCAACCAAUGAAAUGAACGAGCACAUGGGCCUGUACCUGAACGCGGUUAUGCGCCGCCCUCUCGGCAAGCUCCUCGAAUACAUUGAGAACAUCGAGGGUCAGGUUCAGUCGGGCAAGCCUGGCUCGAGCAUCGCAGCACAGCCGUCCAACUCCAAGUCGACGUUCCACAAGGUCCUGGCAACGUACGACGCGCGCGAGGUUCGCAAGGGUAUCGAGACGCUGCGUAAGCGUGUCGAGAAGCACUUUGGCGAUGCGGACGACGUUGCUCUAAGCCAGAAGUUAGUGAUCAAGGUGCUGCGCGAGUGCGAGCGCUUCUACGGCGAGGUGGAGUUGCGCAUCAGCCGCAUCACGGCAGAUGUAUAUGGCGGAGACGUUCUUUUCGAGUGGCCGCGCACAGAAGUCAAGGCUGGCUUCCGCUAG